GGCAGCCAAUCGCGCGGCUCGGGGCGGGGCCGCGUCACGUGGCGCACGAGGGGCGCGGCGACGGCGGCCUCCCGCACGCGGCGGGCCUCGGGACUGUUAGCUGCCCGGCGGUGCCCGGUGGGGCGAGCGGCGGCGGCAGCUGGCUGCCCCCGUGAGCCGAGCCAUUCGAGACUGCAUGGAGAUCCUGCAUAGGAAACCGGCCAGGUGACCAGGGACCCGUAUCCGCCGGCUCCUGAUGACCAGUCAUUUUCGCUAAGGCAAUGGCGUGGUCCAAAAUGAGAAAUAAAUUCCUGUCGCUGACUGCAAGGUGAAAAGGAAGCAGGCGACAGACCGAGGGCUGCUGAGCAGAAGAUGGACCCCUGUGAAGACCUGGAAAGGUCCAGCCGUAGAUGUCUGGACUCCAGGGGGACUGAGCCUCUGGAACUUGAAAGAGCGCAGGCCCGGGCCUCGGAGGCCUUGGGGAGAGGACAGGAGGAGUGGAGCCAGAAGUUCCAUCUGCAGAGCCCACAGGUGGAGAGCAGCAACAGUGAACAGCAAGAUCGAAACAGAAUUUCUGAAGAACUUGUAAUGGUUGUGCAAGAAAUGAAAAAAUACUUCCCAUCAGGGAGACACAGUAAGCCAAGCACUGUCGAUGCCCUCAACUAUGCCCUUUGCUGCGUGCACAGAGUACAAGCAAACAGUGGGUUUUUCCAGACCCUCAGUCAGAGUGGAGCACCUCAAGCAGCUGCGACCACCUACAGUCUCGAGGAGCUGGGCACGGCUGCCUCGGGGUACCCUUCUAAAAACACAGAUACCUUUGUGGCAGUUUUUUCCUUUCUGUCUGGAAGGUUAGUGCACAUUUCUGAACAAGCUGCUUCAAUCCUGAAUUGUAAGAAAGAUUUCUUGGAGUCGUCUCACUUCGUGGAACUGCUCGCUCCCCAAGAUGUGAGGGUUUUCUGUGCACACACUGCCCAUGCUCACCUCCCCCUCUGGAACAGCUGGACCCAAAGAGCAUCUCAGUACGACUCCACUCUGUUGAAGUCCUUUUUCUGCAGGAUCCGGGGAGGCCAGGACACAGAGCAAGAGAAGCAUUACUGCCCAGUCCGGAUUAUCCCUUAUCUGCUGCAUGUUCGUAGCUCUGCCCAGCUGGAAUCUGAGCCCUGCUGUCUCACCCUGGUGGAGAAGAUUCACUCUGGUUAUGAAGCUCCUCGAAUCCCGGUGGAUAAAAGAAUUUUUACCACAACACACACCACAGGAUGUGUCUUUCUUGAAAUAGAUGAAAGAGCAGUGCCUUUGCUGGGUUAUCUACCUCAGGAUCUGAUGGGAACAUCCGUCUUAGCUUAUCUGCACCCAGAAGAUCGUUCUCUCAUGCUCGCAAUACACCAAAAAGUCUUGAAGUAUGCAGGCCACCCUCCCUUUGAACACUCACCGAUCCGAUUUUGUACCCAAAAUGGAGAUUACGUCAUUUUGGACUCCAGCUGGUCCAGCUUUGUGAACCCAUGGAGCCGGAAGGUGUCUUUCAUCAUUGGUCGGCAUAAAGUUCGAACGAAUCCCCUGAAUGAGGAUGUUUUUGCUACCAGAAAAAGGAAGAUGAACAGUCAUGACAAAGACAUAACAGAACUACAAGAACAAAUUCACAAACUUCUCUUACAGCCGGUUCACGAAGGCGCCUCCAGCGGCUUCGGAAGCCUGGGCGGCAGCGACUCCCGGGGGCCCUGCGUCCGCCUCGCCGCAUCCAGUGAGUCCAGCAGGCCCCGCGCCGAGGCCGCGCGCCGGGAACCGUUGCCUUCGCAGCAGGUGUACGCCAGUGGAAACAAAACUACGACUCUGGGACAGCCGCUCUACGUGGAGUCAACGGCCAAGCCCCCAGAUACGCGGGUGACAGGGACGAGCCCGGGACGGCUUGGCGAUGAGCAGAAGGCCUCAUCUACCUACCAGACGUUAAAAAACAAUAGUGUGCCCAUGGAGUCUUAUGAAGAUUGGAGAAAAGACCAGCAUAACCCAUCGUACCAGCAAAUAAACUGCAUUGACAGUGUUAUCAGAUACCUGAAGAGCUACAACAUUCCAGCUUUGAAAAGAAAGUGCGUAUCCUGUACCAAUACAACCUCUUCCUCCUCCGAAGAAGACAGACGCAACCACAAGGCAAAUGAUGCUGAAGCCUUGCACGUGGUGUCUCAGAUCCCAGCCAUAGCCAACCUGGAGAUGCCCACCACCGGGUGGCCCGCACUCGCUGCAGGAGGCACUCCGAGGACCCUGGCCCCCACGGCGCUGAGCCUGGGCUCUGGCCUGAACCCGUGCAGCUCCCGCAGCCCGCUCAUUCCCGCCCCACCACCAGAGACAGCAGAAGUGACUCCAGUAGAGGAUAUCGCCCCUGCUUGUGAGCCCUGGACAGCACACACACCCCCAGCUCCACUGCCCUCAGAAGAAUUUAAGCACAUAGGGCUCACGAAGGCUGUUGUGUCAGUGCACACCCAGAAGAAGGAACAGAAUUAUGUUGAUAAAUUCCGGGAAAAGAUCCUCUCAUCGCCGUACAGAUCCUGUCUUCAGAACGAAAGCAGAAGCAAAGCUAAACAUUUGUAUGUUCAAGGUAGAGACUCGGCUUCCAAGCAGGCCGGGUCAGCUGGCUGCAAGAAGGGGAAGCCCGGGUGGAAGAAGCCGUCGGGGCCGUGGGACAGCAGGGACGCCCCGGACACCUUCUGUCUCUGCUUGGGAGGAGACGGCCAGCACAGGGAGCCCUGGGGCCCUUCCCUCGCCUCCGCUCCGCAGGCCUCCAGCCUUCCCUUCCCGGCUGCCCUGAUGGCUCCCGACCUGGGUCCUCGCCUCGUCCCAGCCCUGCCUUCCGUGGGAAGAGAGCAUGCAGUGUCCCUGACCGCACUCAACUGGCUGCCUAAGGCCACUUUGUGGAACAACUUGCAGACUUUUCCUGCUCUCCCUUCUCCUUCUUUAGAUACUGUGAUGACCAUUUUCUUGCCUGAUCACCCUGGCUGUCCCCUGUUGUCACCAUCCUUCUGCCCAUAUGAUUUCCUGGGAGCAGCGGGCUCUUCUGGAACACCGCCCUCACUAUCUGCAGUCGCUCCACACCUGGAGCCACUGUCCUCUGUCCCCAGCCGGAGGCGGGUGGAGGGAAAAUGGGAGAUGCCGCGUGGAGAGCACCCCUGCGUUAACUCAAGGAGCAGCUCACCACUACAGCUAAACUCACUGCAGGCAGACAUGCUCGGAUCCUGUGAAUCUUCAGAUCAGACGAGAAGGGAUAUUUGUCUGGAAGCAAAGUAUUGCAUCUCGGGCAGUCGUGGGAAGAACAGUGGUUUUGCCGCUGGUGAGCUGUCCACGGCACUGCUCCACGAGGAGCCGCCAUCUGGAACGGGUUCUGCGGCAUCAGGAAGCAGGGACAGCAGUGUGGACUUCGCUAGUACUGGUUGUCCUGAAACCACCUCCAACGGGCAGCAGUCUGAGGACGCACAGGAAGAGGAAACAUUUCCCGGUUUAGCUGAGGAGGCCAUGUGGAGAAUGAUAAAGCAAACUCCUGAGCACGUUCUCAUGACGUACCAGGUACCUGAGAGGGUGACAGAGGCUGUACUGAGAGAGGACCUGGAGAAGCUGGCGGGCCUGCGGGGGCGGCAGCCCCGGUUCUCACGCAGCCAGAGGGAGGAGCUGGCCAAGGUGCACUCUUGGAUUCAGAGCCAGACUGUCCCUCAAGGAAUAGACAUCCAAAUGACAUUACGUCAUGCUGCCCACUCUUGUUCUUUCUCGGAGGGCUGCGUCACUUGCGAAAGCCAGGACUCCCUGGGCGACACCGCGGAACCCUGUGGUCAAGCUCCGGCAGCAAACAGCGGAUGAGUGGCUGUGGAGGCGCCCCGCGGGGACCCGCUGGACAACCAGACUUCUCGUGCGGGACGGGAGGGAGGUGUUGUGAGAAAUAAAGUCUCCUCGUUCCUCAUCCAAAAAAAAAAAAAAAAGACUCUAAGUGACCAUGAACUUGUCACUGAAUGUUACGGUUUUCCCUUCUUGAUUUUUUAAUAGACUUUGUUUUUCUGAAGCAAACGCUGUGUAUCCAGUCUUUUAUGUCCCCGUUCCGGGUGCAUUAAAGCUGUCAGUUAGGUGUUUUUUCUAGUUCUGCCGUCCUCUGAGGAGAUCGGAUGGCCUCUAGAGAGGUGUGUGCUCAGGCGGCACCCGAAAUCCACGGUAGUCACAAUUAGAGCCAGAAAUAGCCCCAAAACUUGGCCACCUUCAUUUCCUUCUGGUGUUACAGAAAUCACUUUCCCUGGGAGAGGACUUGACAUCCCACCUGCAGGCCAUCUGCUUUUCAGAAUGGUUCCCAGAAAUGAAGUUUCCUCUGGUCCUCGUGCAGCUUGGCCUUUCCCUCCGUAAUUUAGGUGAAACGUUCUCAUUUGCCCACUGCUCGGGUCACUUCGGUAUCUACCAGUAAUAACAAAUACCACCCAUCGGUACACCGGGAGUACCUGCUUGUCGGGGGUGGAUUUUGAGCUUUGUUCUCAUAGACGCCUUUCCUUUUAAUUCUCCGCCUUCCACUGAAGUUCCCAAAGUCCUGCCCUCACAGUGAAUCUACUCACCACAAGCUUGUUCCUCGGAAGCUGAAGUUAGCUUUUGCAUGUAUGACGUUCAAACAGAGAGAGCUCCUCACUCAACCCGUGGUAUUCCCCUUUCUGAUGUUUUUGUUUUUAAAAUAAUGACUGCAAAGUUUCAGAAGUCAUGUAAAAAAUAAUUUUUGUUCUUUUAUGCCUCAGUGUUUUAAUGUUGUCUCGCCCAAAAUCAACAGUUAACUCUUUCUUUCCUACCAAUUUAUACACAAGAAGUCUGGCCAUCUUUGCCGGAGAUCUGUAAGUGCCAUGAAGGGCUGCGUGGGGACAGCAGUGGCCUGUGGGAGCUCCGCCGUCCUCACAGGCAUGCAGAAGCGGUCAGAGAUCAGUGCUUCCUACGCCGCCAUAAUUGCGUCUUCAAGGAAGUGAGUGGGUCGUUUACUUGAUAAGUUCACUCCCUGCUCUUCAGAGAAGUCCGUGGUUCCUGCCCAGACUCUGGAUGACGUGUGACCCACACAGAUCAGAAAGAGGACCAGAAGCCAGUAGUGGAGCAGCAGUAACCUUUCAUCUUUUAUCUAACAGACUGAGCUUUCUUUUUUUGUUUGUUUUAUUUUGUUUUUUGUUUUGUUUUUAAGAAAACACUCUUCCUCCUUUGAAGUUUCAUACCUUUUUAUAAAAGUGUAUCAUGAUAAUGGUUAGGAGACUUGACCUUUUUAUCUGUGAUUGCAUGAUGACUGCUGGGCCCUGAUUCUCAAUUCCCGUAGCUCAGGUUUGCUUUCUAAAAUGGGUUUUCCUGGAAGGCAGUUCUGUGCGUCCAAGCCAUUUUCAAAUGCUGAGCUGUUCCGUGCAAGUGUUGCGGCAUUAGGACAGGGGAGCUCAUGCUCUGCUCGGUCCGGAUGGCUGAGCGAUUUCUGAGCCCUCAUCGUGGCGGUCAGGUGGUGUGGUAUUUUUGCCCUUGGUGAGAAAUCAAAUUUUAAAAAACUAACCAGCCCGGAUGUUGUCCAUCAGUGUACUCUUCGUGACCUUCUGCAGGGACAAAAAUUUUAAUCUGCAUAAAUCAGAAAUGACGCGUGGCUGUCAGAGGUCACGCAGCUUCGUGCAGCAUGUUUUGUACCUUAUGUUCUCAAUCGUGGAAGCAACUCUUUUUCAGUCUUUCCGGUACUGGUUUUAUCUCACUUUGCUGAUCUCUUUGCCUUAGCACACAUCUUAUGGAGUGCACCUGAUGCCGGACUUGGUAGGAAACUGGUGCUUGCUGUAGGCAGAGCUGUAAUACCGUGUGUAUCUUUCCUAUGUUGACAAGUAGCUUAGUUGGCGUAUGUAGGGAUUGGACCGUGACGUUCGCGCUGCUGGAGCAGGCGGAGGCUCAGCAGUGAUGCUGCUGCCCCCCAAGGGGGCUGUAUCCACUUCUACACUUCGUCGUGCAAGUUUAUUAACUUUUUGUAUUAAUAACUACAGGAAUGGAUAAUAAAAAUGUGUAUUAUAGGCUUUGAUGUUUACACAAAUAUUACCCAAAAGGCUGCAUUUUCUUGGGUAGGAGGUCAGGAUUUAUGAAAAACAGAAUGCUGUGUGAACGGAGUUGUUUUGCAAUUAAGUAAAACUUCAUUAUAAUUCUCAAAGUCAAUUUAAUCUAAAUUGAAAUUUUGUUUCAGCAGAAUUUAUAAUUGUAUGAAUUUACUUGUUUUUAAUGGUUAUUAAUACUUCAAUCAGGUAUCUUUUUCAAGUUAAAACAAAUAAACUGUGUACAUGUAGAACCUGA
This is a messenger RNA of Lutra lutra (Eurasian river otter), 6273 nucleotides long. It is a transcript of the gene PER3, whose product is annotated as period circadian regulator 3. The record is from RefSeq and is a predicted model, not a curated record. Gene Ontology annotation, biological process: circadian regulation of gene expression; entrainment of circadian clock by photoperiod; negative regulation of transcription by RNA polymerase II. The transcript is spliced from 22 exons. Bases 352 to 3816 code for a protein of 1154 amino acids. Lineage: Eukaryota; Metazoa; Chordata; Mammalia; Carnivora; Mustelidae. Gene Ontology annotation, molecular function: transcription corepressor binding; transcription cis-regulatory region binding. Gene Ontology annotation, cellular component: cytoplasm; nucleus.